GAUAGGGAUGGGGAUGGGGAUGGGGAGCAGGGAUAAGGAUGGGAUCAGAAUAGGAGGAGGAAGCAGCUCAACUGUGCUUCCUCAGGACCAGAGCAUGUUUUUGCAAUGAUCUCAGAGCCCUUCCCGGAACUGGAGCUGUUUCUGAGAAGCACCCGGCUGCCUCACCCACACUGCCAGCACUGCCAGCAUUCCAGUGCCACCAGCACCACCAGCAUCCCUCUGCUGCUGUAGAGACCAUGUAACCUCAGGAAGAGUAAUGAGGAAUGGUAGAAACCGAUCUCGACAGGAAAGGAAGUGGGAGAAUGGGACACUCUGCAGGGAAGGAGUGUUUCUACUCAGGAGAUAAAGAGGAACCAAUCAGAAAAAUCUUCAUGUAGAGCUUCUGACAAAAGCCACUUCCGCUGUAGGGAAAAAAAAAAAAAAACCCCACACCCAACAUAAAUAACUCAGAGAAACUGAAUUUCUGAAGAGCCGCUUUAGGACAUGGAUCCCAAAGGAGCAAGAGGUACCAGGAAGCGCCGCUGAUCUGCACAGAGCCCUUUGCCUGCUGCUGCCCCACAGGGAACAGGGAGCUGCUGAGGAGCCGCAUGGUCCAUCCCUGGAUUCUCCAAGCACUGACUGCCCAUCCACUCUGACCACAGCCAGGGGCCACAUCCCACUGCCUGCCCAGCGUCCAUCCAUGGAGGUGAGCACCGUGUCCCCUCUUUUCACCUCACCAACUGACACACCUGCUCCGUGUGACAUCAAUGUCUCCAGCGUGGCCAUGCACUUUGUGACCCUGCUCAUCUGCCUCUGUGGGCUGGCUGGGAAUGGGGCUUUCCUCUGGCUCCUCCAAAUUAAUGCCAUCACUGACUUUGUGGCAUUCAACCAGGCCAGCAUCGACUUCCUCUUCCUCAUUUUCAUGGUCCCCUCCACCCUGCUCUUUCUGCUGGAGGAGGUUUCCUGCUUUACUAUAAUGGCCCCAAUGUAUUUAAGCUUGCUUUCCCAGCUGUCAAUGUUCACCUACACUAUGGGGCUGUUCCAGCUGAUGUUCAUCAGCAUCGAGAGGUGCAGGUCCAUCCUCUGCCUGUUUUUCUGUGUUGGACAAGUUUCUGAGCACCUGUUGUGGGUGAUAAUGAGUGCCCUGUUCUGGGCCUUGUUCUUUGUUGUCACCGCUGUCAAUCCUACAGUGACUUCCCUGUGCCAGUCACACAAGCAGGAGCAAUGCCAGGUGGCCCUCACAUCCAUGUACACCCUCAACCUCUUCCUAUUUGCUACACCCAUGGUCAUCUCCAGCACAAUCCUCUUCAUUCAUGUCAAGACUGGCUCCCAGCAGCAGCAGAACAAGAGGCUCGACAUUGUUGUCUUUCUCAUUGUACUCUUCAGUCUGCCCCUCAGUCUCUGGUUUCUUCUGCAGCAGCUCGGUUACAUGGCUGUGCCCUCCCAGGUGGUUUUCCUGCUCACCUGCAUCCACAGCAGCAUCAAACCCUUCAUCUACUUCUUGGUGGGGAGCUGGAAGAGAGACUGGUCCAUGAGGAGCUGCUGGAGACACUGCUCCAUGGAGAGCUGCAGGAAGCACUCCUCCAUGCAGUCCCUAAGGAGGGCAAUCCACAGGGUGUUUGAGGAGCCAAAACUAAACACUGCCUCUGGAAAUGAUCCUGUUGUGAACACGGGGGUCUGACCCUGUUGUUUCCUUCCACUGCACUGCUCUAGGACCCCGGGAAAGUGGCUGAGAGAUUCCUUGAGUCUCCUGAUCAUUAAAUACCCACAGGAUCACCCUGCCUGUGCUGGUGCAUCCCCAGCCCCUUUCCAGGCCAUUCUGGGCUCUGAUCCGUGCUUGUGAGGCCUCAGCCUGGAGGAGCAGCCCCUGGGCUCAGCUCCUGUGGCGCUGAUCAGAAACACCCUCUGCUCCCAGGAGCUGCUGCUGUCCAACGACCUCCUGGGCUUUUAUCAACAGCCUUGGAAAUUACUGGAGUGCCCUGGAUGCCACAGCAUCCCUGCUCUGCCACUGUCACAGGAAGCUGCCGGCCCCAAGCGUGGCCAGGGUGAAGCAUUGCUGGCAGUGACGCCCAUCCCUUGGGGCCCUGGGAGCAGCGGCCCCAAAGGAGACCCUUGGAGCUCUCCCGGGCCCAGCAGCGCUGAGCAGGAGCUCCCUGGCACCGGGGCCUCUCCCAGCUGGGAUCUCUCCCGUCUGCUGCCCUCGGCUGAUCCCCGAACGCCCACGGCUCCUGGGCCCAGCCCCCCAGGGCUCCAGGCCCAGCCCUUGGCACAGGCAGGAGAUGCAAAGGGAUCCGCAGGGAGCAUUUCACUGCCUGCCAGGGCAAUUGCUCACAGGGACCUUGCACUGACUCUGCCUGCCUGCCUGGCUCUGUGCACACACGUCUGCAUCUGCUCUGGCAAAUGUGCCAGAAAUGCUGCUCUCUCAGCUCUCUUAGUGCCUGAGACAUCUGACUGGGGCAGGCCUGGAAGCAAGGUUAAGGCAUAAAUAAGGUUAAAUGCUGCUAAGUGAUAUUCCUCUGUUAAAUGGCUCAGUUUAAGGUGUAACUGAAGUGCUGUUAGGUUGGAGUGCUCUAAAGCUUUUAAGCCAUUUUCCUUUUAUUCCUUACCCUCGCUGUCCUUUUGUCACCUGGCCUUGCACUCACACACAAACACACACACAGGGACAGCACUUUGGUGUGCUGGUGCUUAAUAUUAAACCUGGUUUUUACUGA
Messenger RNA from Agelaius phoeniceus (red-winged blackbird), 2690 nucleotides. NCBI's taxonomy places the organism in Eukaryota, Metazoa, Chordata, Aves, Passeriformes, Icteridae. The record is from RefSeq and is a predicted model, not a curated record.